Messenger RNA from Penicillium verhagenii, 2472 nucleotides. Its product is annotated as PDPK1 family serine/threonine-protein kinase. Lineage: Eukaryota; Fungi; Ascomycota; Eurotiomycetes; Eurotiales; Aspergillaceae. Bases 1 to 2472 code for a protein of 823 amino acids. The record is from RefSeq and is a predicted model, not a curated record. Gene Ontology annotation, biological process: intracellular signal transduction; peptidyl-serine phosphorylation. The transcript is spliced from 2 exons. Gene Ontology annotation, molecular function: ATP binding; protein serine/threonine kinase activity.
AUGAAUGGCGAUUUAAGUCUAUCCCAGUCCCUGGGAGGACUACGGAUAGCAAAUCCAGAUGAUUCGCCUUUACCAUCAGAGGAUGCGACCGCGGGUUCGAUGGGUUUCAGUCCAUCCGGCCAACCGGACGGUUCGGUGUCAACAGGUCCACAGAUUCGCGCGCCGAGCGACGAGGCCCUAUCGGCAUUUCCUCCUGCACCCUACGAGGCACCUGCACCCAUCGAAAACCGGACAUCCGUCGUCUAUACACACCCUGAUUCCCUCCCACCGUCCGCUCCUUAUCAGCCUUACACCUCCACACAUCCCCACGCCAAUCCGCCGAACCCUUCCCGACCCCUUUCCAAUUUAUACGCCAACGGUUCGACCUCCUCCGUACUUCCCCGAGACAACACAUAUCGCAUACGAACGGACUCCGGUGCAUCAUCCACUUCGACAUCUCACUCUCGGAAAGACGUCCGCGGUGCCGCCGUAGCCUUGCAAGCCGGUGUUCCAGUGCGCGACAACUCCCACAGCGACCGUUCUUACCGAACAACGCAGAUCCCGGCCAAUGGACCGGUAAUGCGUCAGUCAUCCAGAGCACACGCCCGAGGAACCACACACUCUCAGAUGGCCCGAACUCCCUACGGUAUGGAAAACGGACCAGCACCCAGCAGUGACGAUUGGCAGGAUCGCGGAGCUGCGGUCUCAGUAAGACAGGAAGUGGACGCCAAUGGGAAAACUGUUUCCCGCUACAUCAAAAAGGGCGUUCGGGAUUUCUCGUUCGGAAAUACCCUUGGAGAAGGAUCAUACAGUACAGUGGUAUUUGCAACGGAUCGACAAACUUUGAAGGAAUAUGCGAUCAAGAUUCUAGACAAGCGACACAUCAUCAAGGAGAAAAAGGUGAAAUAUGUCAACAUUGAGAAAGACACUUUGAAUCGCCUUACCGACCACCCAGGAAUUGUGCGCCUAUACUAUACCUUCCAGGAUGAACGUUCGCUAUACUUUGUGCUAGACCUUUGCAAAGGAGGCGAGCUUCUGGGUGUUCUCAAGCGCAUGACUACUUUUGACGAAGAGUGCACCAAGUUUUACGGUGCCCAGAUCCUCGAUACGAUAGAUUAUAUGCACAAGCGUGGUGUUAUUCAUCGAGACCUGAAGCCCGAGAAUGUUUUGCUCGACCACCAGAUGCAUAUCAAGAUUACCGAUUUCGGCACAGCAAAGAUCCUCAAAUCCUCACCAAGACCAACCGAGAGUACCAGCUCAAUUCCGCAAAUGGACGUAACGGAAAUUCCAGAGGAAGAGCGGGCGAGCUCAUUUGUUGGUACUGCGGAAUACGUUAGCCCCGAAUUGUUGACAGACAAGAAUGCUUGUAAGGCAAGUGAUCUGUGGGCAUUUGGUUGUAUCAUUUACCAACUGCUGGUCGGUCGUCCGCCUUUCAAAGCGGGCAAUGAGUACCAAACAUUUCAAAAAAUUGUGGCCUUGGACUAUGAAUUCCCAAUCGGAUUUCCCGCCGUUGCUCGCGACCUUGUGGAGCGUCUUCUGGUGCUUGACCCAGUCCAGCGGUUGCAGAUUGAGCACAUCAAGAACCACGAGUUCUUCACUGGUAUUUCCUGGGGAACUGAUCUGUGGAAACAAAAAGCCCCCCGGCUGAAGGCCUACGUCCCGCCUCCUCGUGAACCAAUCAAACUUAAUGGUGACGGCAGCGAGAGCUUCCCUCCCACGAUCUCAACGGCCCCAUCCAACGCACCAAAUGCCAGCUCCCGUGCUCUUCCUAGAGUGGUCACUGAGCUGCCUCCGCCCAGUCAACUCGAUAUUGAAUGGUCACCGGUAUUGAGCAGGUCUAAUGAGCGAAUCCUGAAGCUGGGUAACAUGGUUGUGCUGUCCUCGCCUGCUUCCCAUAGUCCAACCUCCAAGAAUGGUAGCAGCGAAGCCGAGGCUCCCAAGAAGUUUUCGCGUUUCUUUUCUAGCGGAGCAACGAAGAAACGACAACGGUUGGUCAUGGUCACCUCGUCUGCGCGGAUCAUUUUAGCUGCAUCUGGGGGCGAUGAAAAGAAGGCAAAACUUGAGAUAUCUCUCCUUGCCGCCGGAACACACUGGAGGAGUACAACAGACGCCAAAGGACAUUCAUCGUGGAUUGUGGAUACAAGAGAUAAACACUAUGUCUUUGAGGAUCCUAAACCAUCAUCAAGCAAUAUCGGGUCUACAGCAGUUUCAGCCCAAGAAUGGCUGGACGCACUAGACCGAGCUCGUGAGAUGGCUUUGACACAACAAAGAUCUGGAUCUUAUACAGCCGAAGACGCAUUCCGCAACAUGUCUUCUGGUUUUUCUAGUCACGCCAACACCCUUGACCGUUCUACCGAACUUCAGAAUGAGAACAACGUGCCUCCCCCGGGGCGGAAUACGUUGCAGAAGCAACAAGCCGAUACGGAAUCGGUCAAGGGGAAGAAGAGAUUUAGCCGACGUCAUUCUAAGAAUGGCCUUGCUGCUGUUUUCUAA